CAAGAUCCACCACCACCUCUUACCUGAAAAAAACAACCAAACAGAACCCACCAAAAAUAAUAAACGGAAACAAAUAGAAAAGAGUUUGGGGAAGAUCACAGAUCUGUGUCCGAGACUGAGCUGAAAGAACAAAUUUGCACACACACACAUUAAGUCCCAUUUCUUCGUUCUAUAUACAGAGGAAACGAAGAUGAUGUCCAGCAAUUACACCGCAAUUGAUAGUCAGAAUGUUUCAGGAUCUGUUCCUGCAGCUGCAGGUCCACCUGGUCAAGUUGCCGUCAAAUUCACUGAGUCGAAUUUGCAGACAUUUCCACCUUCCAGUUCCCAGGGGAAAAUCUCUGGCGCUUCUGGACCUCCACGUGAUGCUGACGAUUCAUUCUCUAAGCCAGUAUCUGGUUCUGAUGAGCCCCAGCAGAGUGGUUGGUUUCGCGCUUUCACUAUUGCUGCUUAUAAGCCCUAUUUUGAUGUUGAUACCUCUGAUGUUCUAGAGAGGAUAAAAGAUUCUCUCCUUCCUUUCACUGGGUCCUUUUCUGAGAAGACUGCCGAUAGGCCAGAUUUGUAUGGCCCGUUCUGGAUAUGCAGUACCUUGGUUUUUGUUGCGGCUUCCAUUGGUACAUUUAUUACCUAUAUAGCACACAAGCUACAGAACAAGGAGUGGAACUAUGACAUCAACCUUAUCACUUGGUCCGCGGGUUUAUUCUAUGGUUAUUCCACUAUAGUUCCUCUUUGCUUGUUUCUAGUCCUCAAGUACUUCUCUGCCCCAUCUGGCCUCGUUCAGUUGCUGUGCCUUUAUGGCUAUUCCCUUUUUGUCUUCAUUCCAGCAUUGUGUCUGUCUCUUGUUCCCUGGGAGAUAGUGAGAUGGGUGGUUGCUGGUGUAGCUGGCUUCAUGUCUGCCACAUUUGUUGCUCUUAAUCUGAAACACCACAUAGCAUCAGCUGGCGAAAGGUGGUUCUUCAUUGUGGCUGCUAUCUUCCUGUUGCAACUUGCUCUUGCUUUGGUACUGAGGGUUUACUUAUUCAACGUUACAGUAUAGCUAUGAAACUAUUGAAAUGUAUCUAGGAUCGGUUUGAAUAUGUCAUAUUAAUCACAAUGAGAGCACACUGUUCUUCGUAUCAACUUGUCUGGAAGUGUGGCUUGUUCAUUGAAAUGGAACUGUAUUCAUUCAUUUUUGACAUUAUACAAUAAUAUAGUUUCACUUUCACCAGAA
Molecule: messenger RNA, 1207 nt
Organism: Solanum lycopersicum (tomato)
Lineage: Eukaryota; Viridiplantae; Streptophyta; Magnoliopsida; Solanales; Solanaceae
Biological process (GO): vesicle-mediated transport
Cellular component (GO): membrane; Golgi apparatus
Molecular function (GO): small GTPase binding
Source: RefSeq, a predicted model, not a curated record